This is a messenger RNA of Megachile rotundata (alfalfa leafcutting bee), 4535 nucleotides long. RefSeq names its product phosphatidylinositol 3-kinase 92E (gene Pi3K92E). Gene Ontology annotation, biological process: phosphatidylinositol 3-kinase/protein kinase B signal transduction; phosphatidylinositol-mediated signaling; phosphatidylinositol-3-phosphate biosynthetic process. Gene Ontology annotation, cellular component: cytoplasm; plasma membrane; phosphatidylinositol 3-kinase complex. Gene Ontology annotation, molecular function: 1-phosphatidylinositol-4-phosphate 3-kinase activity; 1-phosphatidylinositol-3-kinase activity. The record is from RefSeq and is a predicted model, not a curated record. NCBI's taxonomy places the organism in Eukaryota, Metazoa, Arthropoda, Insecta, Hymenoptera, Megachilidae.
ACAGUCAACAAUUGUAUCAAACAGUUCGAUCGGUAUGUCAUCCAAUAGAAAAACAGACUAAUUUGUCAGUUCAUACGCGCAUCAUGUAUAUCUGUAUGCGUAUAUACAGAUAGAGUAUAGGUAGAAUGCAUUUGUAGAAAUAAUGGCCGACUACUGCCUGUAAUCGCAAACAGAGGCAAGCAGUUUUCAUUCGUGAUUCGAGUGAAACAAAGUUUUGCUUUGCUUUGAAGUAAACAGUAGACGAGGAUGUAUCAUUUUUUUACUUCAAUCGAUAAUGCCGAUACACGAGUAACCAUGCAAGUUUACUAGUUCGCCUGAAUUUGAAAGCGAAUAAAAUCAAGAUUCGAAUAAAAUUUGAAAUUGUAUAUCUGUAUAUAUAUACAUUUACAUAUAUAUGUAUAUAUAAAGAUAUAUAUACAUAUGUGUAGGUACGAAUAUAAAAAUGAGGGGAAAAAAGUUCAUAAAAUAGAAACGUUUACCGUGUGACCGUUUUCUUUAUGAUGCGACUUUUUGUCCCAUUCGGAUGGGGACACUUUGCUCGAAGGAAGAAAGAUAUCUCUGGUCGCGAUGCGACUUAAACGGUACACUUCGCUUUUCUUUCUCAAAUUAACUAUAUCCGAGCUAUUUUUCUUCGUAUUUCAUUGAAUUUCUUCACGUACUAUCCGAAACAUCUGACAUCAUGGUACACAUACCAAGCGCAUACACUUACAAUUUUUGGGCAAAGUCACCCACAGAAGUCGUUGAACUGACCUGUUUGAUGCCAAAUGGGGUCGUUAUACCAUUUGAAACUAACCGAAAUAUUACUUUGGCUGAAAUAAAAGAGGAUUUGUGGGACGAAGCCAGCAAGUAUCCUCUUCAUGGCACGUUAAAAGAUGCUCCGUCCUAUGUAUUUUCAUGCAUUAAUUCUAACGCCGAAGCAGAAGAACUACGAGAUGAAACUAGACGCCUGUGCGAUAUAAAACCAUUUUGUUCCGUGUUUAAAGUUAUAGAACGUGAAGGUGUCAAAAGUGAUAGAAACUUAGAUUCCCAAAUUGGUCUUCUCAUUGGGAAAGGUUUACACGAAUUCGCGGCAUUAAAAAAUUCUGAAGUGAAUGACUUUAGGUGGAAAAUGCGUGUCUUAGGAGAUGAAGUUGCAAUGGCAAGGCAAAAAAAGUCUUGGAUGGAGAAAGUACGUUAUCAGUUUCCUACACGAUUAGCUCCAACUGCCAAUGUACCAAAAAAUAUUGAAUGUCGGUUAAAAGAUGGGAAUAUCGUCCUUGUCACUAAAUUUGAAAACACCAAGACGGCCUUCACGUUUCAAACAUCACACACCACGACCCCAUAUCAGUUACUGGUAACAAUUUUAAAUAAACGCGCCAACACUCUGAUGUCUAGGGGACAUCCAAACGAUUUUACGUUGAAGGUUUGCGGACAAGAGGAAUAUUUAAUAGGAGAUUAUCCUUUAAUACAGUUUAGUUAUAUUCAAGAUUGUCUAGCGAAAGAUAUUAUUCCUACGUUAGUCACUUUAAGCAGAGAUAGUGUCUCCGUUGAUCAGGAGAACAUGGUAGAAAAUGCAGAAGCGGAUGCGUUGCAACGUACAAGGCCUUCUUUUUCCACGUUGACGCUCCGGAAGAAAGGUAAACACGUAUCAGCUUGGAAGAUCGAGGAACCGUUUGUAUUUACCGUGAAUGAAAUAUCAAGAUUGAAUUGCGACGCUGCUCAUCGUACCGUAGAGAUCGGUCUCCAAGCUGGACUUUUUCACGGCGGCAAAUCUCUGUGUGAAAGUCAAAAGACAAAAGAGACGGUGGUGAACGCCGACGGUAGUUGUGAAUGGGAAGAGACCCUGAGGUUCGACAUUAAAGUGCGAGACAUACCGCGGAUGGCAAGGCUGUGUUUUGUUCUCUAUGAAAUUAGCAAAACCGCGAAAGGACUGAAGAGUCGUAGAUUAGUUAGGGACACCAAACAAGAGUUUUUUAUAAAUCCACUAUGCUGGGCUAAUACAACAAUAUACGAUUUUAAGUCUCAAUUAAAGACGGGCGCAAUGACUCUUUACACAUGGACGUACGCCGAGGAUAUGCAGAACGACGAUCUUCUUCAUCCUCUCGGAACUGUAGUGUCGAAUCCUCACAUAGACAGAGCGGCAGCUCUGAUGUUAACGUUUCCAAAUUAUGGAAAGGAGAAAUCCGUUCUUUAUCCAACCCCGGAGAAGAUGGUGGAGUACGCGAGGAAGUUACGGGAAUCCUCCUCUGAACGUUCGAUUCAGGAAGAACCCGAUCAAGAGUCGGAUGUUGGUAAGCUUCAGCAGUUGGAACAACUUAGGCUGCUGGCAGACAGGGACCCGUUGCACGAGCUCCACGAGCAGGAACGAAAGAUAAUGUGGACGUUGAGACACCACUGUCUACAUGAGAUCCCUACGCUGUUGGCUAAAUUAUUGCACUGCGUGGAGUGGAAUGAUCACAGGGAAGUGGCUGAAGCUACCGCAUUGGUACAGCAGUGGCCAAAGUUACCGGUCGAAAAGGCUCUAGAAUUAUUGGACUACGCUUACGCCGAUCAGAACGUUCGAAGUUUCGCCGUGCGUUGUUUAAUGGACGUCACCGACGAAGACUUGAGCUUAUAUUUAUUGCAACUGGUGCAAGCGUUAAAACACGAGAAUUACUUGUCCUGUGAACUGACGGAGUUCCUGCUUAGACGCGCGCUGAACAACCGGAGAAUCGGUCAUUUUCUAUUCUGGCAUCUUAGAUCUGAGAUGCAAGUGGGCGCCGUAUCCGUUCGCUUCGGCUUAAUAUUAGAAGCCUACUGUAGGGGAAGUCAGCAGCACAUGCGAUCGUUGUUUAAGCAAAUGGAGUGCCUAGGUAAAUUGAAAUGCGCUUCCGAACAGAUCAAACAGCGGAAAGAUCGCAAAGCCGCUUUGCAAGGGUUUCAAGAGUUUAUUCAAGAGCCUCAUUGCCAAGAGGCGCUCUCGAAUGUUUUGAACCCCUUGGAUCCUAGCUUUCGAUGGAAACGUAUCAAAAUCGAGAAGUGUCGAGUAAUGGACAGCAAAAUGCGGCCACUAUGGCUCGUUUUCGAAAAUUCAGAUCCAUUCGGCGACGACGUUUACUUGAUACUCAAACACGGUGACGACUUGAGACAGGACAUGCUCACGUUGCAAAUGUUGCGGAUCAUGGAUAAACUGUGGAAGAGAGAAGGUCUGGACCUGCGGAUGAAUCCCUACGGUUGUAUAUCGACGGAGAACAGAGUCGGUAUGAUCGAAGUGGUUCUGAACGCGGAAACGAUUGCGAACAUACAGAAAGAGAAAGGCACGUUCUCUGCGACAGCCGCCUUUAGACGAGGCUCUUUGCUCGCUUGGCUGAAAGAUCAUAAUCAUACCGAGGCAGCGUUGAAUAGAGCUAUCGAGGAAUUUACUCUAAGUUGCGCGGGUUAUUGCGUGGCCACGUACGUGCUCGGGAUUGCGGAUAGGCAUUCGGACAAUAUAAUGGUGAAGAAAACUGGUCAACUGUUUCACGUUGACUUCGGUCACAUACUCGGACAUUUUAAGGAGAAAUUUGGAUUCAGACGCGAACGUGUGCCUUUCGUCUUGACCAAUGACUUUGUGCAUGUGAUAAACAAGGGCCAGACGAAAAAAGGACAAGCUGUCGAAUUUCAACGGUUUCAGAGCCAUUGCGAGCAAGCCUUUCUUGUUUUACGGCAGCACGGAGGUUUAAUAUUGUCUCUGUUCGCUAUGAUGAUAUCGACGGGUCUGCCGGAAUUAUCCUCGGAAAAGGAUCUCAACUAUUUAAGGGACACCUUGGUGCUCGAGAUGUCCGAAAGCGAGGCACAAAAGCAUUUUAGAAGCAAAUUUGACGAGGCUCUGUGUAAUUCGUGGAAAACUUCGUUAAACUGGGCGUCCCACAACAUGUCGAAGAACAAUAAAACAACGUGAAGGAGUAUGCUCAUAGAGAAUACUGAAGAGCAGAAGUAGAGGGCGCAACGGAGGAGAACGAUCGAGGUCUCGCGCCUCGUUGAUAAUAGGAUGCUUGGCGAUAAAAGAAGAGACAGAAGAGAAAGAGUGAUCUGCGAAGGUGAUUUAUCGUUGUUCACCGCCAGUUGCCUUUCUCGUUGGCGCACACGUUAGCCAGCGCGUACAUACACGGGUACAUUAUUUCCAUCUUUAUUUUUCUUUCCAAUCUCCCUUUGCGAGCGCACACGCACGCAUCUGCCUGCCCGUCCGACCCUCCCGGGGUCGAUCCGUUUGUUCGUACACGAAAAUCUUCCCAAAUCCUCUCUGUCCCUUUGAUCAGACGGAAAGCGGAAUACGUAUACAGUACAUAUCAUUGGCCGAUAUCGCACGGGGAAUUUUCCAAAAAUAAAAGGCUCGUUCGAAAGGAACGCUUCGUGACAUGCCGCUUAUAAUCGUAUCAAAUUAUCGCCGCAAUAUCGUGGCUGUGUCAUUCGAGCAGUCCGUGUAAUUUUUCCAUUCAAGGCUGGAUGUUUGUUCGAUGGUUCGGAUGAGAGAAUCGUUCAAAUGUCAGAACCCCGAGUACCAUUGUAUCGAUAACAAUAAACGAAGUUAUUCUUCA